UGUUCAAAAACAAACAAAAACUACCUUCUUCACUACUCAACCUCUCUCUAAUAUAUUUUCUUCUAACUUCCUCUCCCAUUUCCAAAUUUAAUUUCUUUACAAUCAUCUCUCAAAUGGGUAUCAAAAUUUUCAUUAUUUCCUCAAUCCUAACCUCAACAUUAUUCUUUGUUCUUUACAUUCCAACCAAAUUAACCAUACCAAUAAUUACCUCAAACUAUAGUCCUCCAAAUCAAAUUAACAAAACAUUAAACAUCUCAAAUACCAACAAAAAAUAUCCAAUUAGUUUUGCAUACUUAAUUUCAGGUUCAAAAGGAGAUGCUACCAAGAUCAAAAGAUUAUUGAAGGCUUUGUAUCAUCCAGGAAAUUAUUAUUUAAUUCAUAUGGAUCAUGGUGCUCCAAAAAAAGAUCAUAGAGAUGUGAUUGAUUAUGUGACUAAUGAAGCUGUUUUUGGUGAAGUAGGAAAUGUUUGGAUUAUAAAAAAAAGUAAUUUUGUUACAUAUAGAGGUCCAACUAUGCUUUCUACAACUCUUCAUGCUAUGGCAAUUCUUCUUAGGAAUUGUCAAUGGGAUUGGUUUAUUAAUCUUAGUGCUUCUGAUUAUCCUUUGGUAACACAAGAUGAUCUGAUUCAUGCCUUUUCUGGGGUUCCAAAACAUCUUAAUUUCAUUCACCAUAGCAGUCAUUUGGGCUGGAAGUUCAAUAAGAGAGGAAAACCAAUAUUUAUAGAUCCAGCACUUUAUAGCAACAAAAAAUCAGAUAUUUGGCAAGUAACAAAGCAGAGGAGUCUCCCAACAGCUUUUAAACUUUACACAGGUUCAGCAUGGACAAUGCUAUCAAGAUCUUUUUCUGAAUAUUGCAUUAUAGGUUGGGAAAAUCUACCAAGAAUUCUCCUCUUAUACUACACAAAUUUUGUGUCAUCUCCAGAAGGAUACUUCCAAACAGUUAUAUGCAAUUCCAAAGACUACAAAAAUACAACAGCUAAUAGUGAUUUACAUUACAUUACUUGGGAUAAUCCACCAAAACAACAUCCAAGAUCAUUAACACUCAAAGAUUAUAGGAAAAUGGUUUUGAGUAAUCGACCAUUUGCAAGAAAAUUUAAAAGAAAUGAUAUUGUGCUUGAUAAAAUUGAUAGAGAGCUUUUGAGAAGAAAUCAAACACAAUUUUCUUUUGGAGGAUGGUGUUCUUCAGAAUUACAAGGUGGAAAGCAUAGAGUAUGCAAUGAUUUGAAAAUUGAGAAUUAUGGUGUUCUUAAACCUAGUUUGAACUCAAAAAAGUUGAAAAAUAUGCUCUCUAAUAUUAUUUCAUUUAAAAAAUUUCAUAAACAGCAAUGUAGGUAAAUUUAAUUUCAAUUUCAUAUAUAAUUUAUUACUAGUAAAAAAUUAUGUCCUUUUAUAAUGGAAAUUUUUUUGCAUUUCAAGAUUUAUGUGGCGAGGUUAAUCUAUUUAUUGUCGAUGAAGGUUAGUCGGUAAGGAGUUGAUUCACACUAUACAAAAGUGUAGGUUCAAAUUGUGAUAUAUUGUUGUGUGUACUAUAAAUACCUUAUCUAAUAACGAUAACGAUUAACUUAAAUAUGGCUUUGCACUUGGUUAAUCGAUUUCUU
Messenger RNA from Trifolium pratense (red clover), 1597 nucleotides. RefSeq names its product beta-glucuronosyltransferase GlcAT14A-like. Gene Ontology annotation, molecular function: glucuronosyltransferase activity. Lineage: Eukaryota; Viridiplantae; Streptophyta; Magnoliopsida; Fabales; Fabaceae. Gene Ontology annotation, cellular component: membrane. Bases 114 to 1334 code for a protein of 406 amino acids. The transcript has 4 exons. The record is from RefSeq and is a predicted model, not a curated record.